Molecule: messenger RNA, 919 nt
Organism: Manihot esculenta (cassava)
Lineage: Eukaryota; Viridiplantae; Streptophyta; Magnoliopsida; Malpighiales; Euphorbiaceae
Product: mitochondrial import receptor subunit TOM20
Exons: 6
Coding region: 130-759 (209 amino acids)
Biological process (GO): protein insertion into mitochondrial outer membrane
Cellular component (GO): mitochondrial outer membrane translocase complex
Molecular function (GO): protein binding
Source: RefSeq, a predicted model, not a curated record
GAACAAAAAGAGCUAACCGGGCCGUCCCGCAGGAAGCUUAUAGAUUAGCCUUGUCACUAACUACACAGUGAAAGAGAGCUUGCUUAUCUUUCACUUCGGCCAUCAAAAACCCUAGAAAUCACAGACGUCAUGGACAUGCAGAAUGAGUUUGAUAGGAUACUUUUCUUCGAGCACGCUCGUAAAACCGCCGAGGCUACCUACGCUAAGGACCCUCUCGACACCGAGAAUCUAACGAGGUGGGGUGGUGCUCUGUUGGAGUUGGCUCAAUUUCAGAAUGUUGCAGAUUCCAAGAAAAUGAUACUAGAUGGCAUAUCAAAGCUGGAGGAAGCAUUGCUGAUUCAGCCAAAGAAGCAUGACACUCUUUGGUGCCUAGGAAAUGCUCAUACUUCAUUUGCAUUUUUAACCCCUGAUCAGGAUGAGGCUAAGGAGUCUUUUGAUAAAGCAUCUGUCUUCUUUCAGCAAGCUGUUGAUGAGGACCCAGAGAAUGAAAUUUAUCGCAAGUCUUUAGAAGUGACUGCUAAGGCCCCAGAAUUACACAUGGAGAUUCAUAAGCAUGGUUUAGCUCAACAAGCUAUGGGGGCUGCACCUGCUGCUGGACCUUCAACUUCUGCAAGUGCUAAGGGUUCAAAGAAGAAGAAAAGCAGUGAUCUCAAGUAUGACGUAUUUGGAUGGAUAAUUCUUGCUGUUGGCAUCGUUGCGUGGGUUGGAUUUGCAAAAUCUCAAAUGCCUAUAACACCCCCGCCACCACCUCCAAGAUAAAUCAAACAAAGUGAGAGUGGCCCUCUUUUCGGAAUUUUGAGACGGUCAAUGAACAUUCGAGAAAAACAUGGUCCUUCAUCAUUACAUGAUUUUUUGUUUUCACCUUUAGUAAUGUUUUCUCAAUAUAAACUGAUUAAUAAAGCUUUAGAGUCAUCUCUCA